AUGAUAAUUCUGAUUCUAUUACCCAUCGUCUACUUGGGCUUUACAUUAGAACAUUGCUCUAUCAAACAGGAAUAAGUAAAAGCACUAUUUUCAACUUAAGAAACGUUUGAAUGGAACUUAAAAGACUUCUUUUCAGGAUCGUACUUGAAUUACACUUUAUCAACAAAGUAAUCCUACUUUACUUUAAAAAAACCUUUACAUUAAGAAUAUGCACCUAAAUUAUUAAUUGAAGGUAUAUUAAAUAUUUAAUCAAGGGAUAUCAAAGAUCAUUGCUAUUUAAGCAAGAACAGAAUAAAAUUAAAAUGUUUGGUUAAAUCAUUUUGCUUUUAUAGAAAAAAAUUUAAAUUAAUUAUCAAUAUAUUAUUCUGAAGGGUAUUUUUUUCGGAUUAUUAAUUAGAUUAUAAGGAGAUUUUAGACCACCUUAUUUUAAUUAGAAGAUCGUUUUUUCCUUAAAUUAAGAUAUUUAAUGUUUAAAUUUAGAAUAUUUGAAUGAUACUUCAUUCUUAGCUGAUUGCUAUAAUGGAAUGUCAAAUCCAAUUUAGAAUUAUUUCUUUAUUGUUGACAAAUCAGGUGCUGUAAGAAAUGUAAGUAAUAAUAAUUAUGGUGUUUAAAAUAUGAUCACAAAAAGAAUUACAAAAAUAAUUAAUUUUGCUGAUAGUAAGAAAAAUUCAAUAAAAUUACUAUUUAGAUCAACUCCAGCUUAUGCUACUGGAUCAGAUUUAAAAAAGAACUGUAUUAUUGAGAUUUAUAAUGCAUCUUCAUUAUAGUUAAUUGAUACAUUAACUGCAUUCACUAUAGGAACAUUAUUAGAAAUUGAUGAUCCUUUCGAUUAUGAAUUUAAUUUGAUUGAUUUUGAAUUAUUUGCAGAUGGUCGAUUAUACAUAUUAACUGCAUUUGAUGGCAUUAUAAUAUUAUAAAUGGAUUAAUGGCUUGGUUUUACUUUAAUAGAUAGGAUAGAAUUAUUAAGUGAUGCAAGAGAAUUUGAUGUAGGUCAUUUUAUAUCUUCUGAUGGAUCUAUAUAAGAAGUAAUUGGAGUUUUGUUUACUAAUAAGGCUGAAAUUUAUGAAAAUAGAAUUUUUAAAUAUUCAUAUGAUUUAGACUUUACCCCAGUUUAUACUACUUUAUUGAAGAUAUCAUAAGAAUUAUUAAUUAUAUAAAAUAAGGGUAAAACAUAUUUAAUCAAUAUCUAAACUCAAGAUUUAGUUUAUAAGGAAGUACUUGAAGGAAUUUAAGGAUUAUUGAUAAAUUAAUACUUUUAGGAAUUAAUUUAUGUUACAUAAAUUGAUGCUAGAAGAUUUACAUUAUCAAGUGGAAAAAUAAAAUUUUUAUCUGGAGAAUUAACUGCAUCUAAAGCAAUAUUAACUAUUACAGCAAAGGAUUAAUUUAAUGAUUCAUGUUAUGCUACUAUUGUAUAUGGAAUAUAAAAUUCAUCAGAUUCAAAAAUAUAUCCUUUAUCAGAUUUAGAAUUUCCUGAUGUAUAUCAUGAUUAUCCUUUAAUUAGUGAAUUUUAAAUCCCAGUUUCAGGACCAAAUAUUUAAUAUAAUCAUUCCUCUCUAUUCGUUUCUGAUGUUGAAGGCAUAAAUACAAUAAAUUUAAAUAUUAAGUCAGGAGGUAUCAUUAAUGCAGAAUCAAUAUAUUCAAAAAUUCCAUCAGCUAAAUCCUCAUAAUAUAUCAAAUUGAUUAGUUUAGAUGAUGAUGACUCUAGAAUAGCUAUUAUUUUUUAAGAGUCAUCUACUAAAGAUAUAUUAGCUUACAUUUGUUCAACAGAUCAAUAUAAUGAUGGAUAAGUAAAUUUAUAAUGUAUCAAUUAUAUGAAAUUUCCAAUAAGUAUUAAUUUGGAGAAUAGGAUUUUCUAAAGUUAUUUUGAUGAAGAAAAUUUAUAUUUUUUGAUAGUUGAAAAUAAUUAUACUGUUGUAAUGUAUUCGGUUUCAUAAUUAGACAUUUAAUAUUAAUAACAAUUUGUAUAUAAUUCAACUGCAUAAAUAUAAAUAAAAUCUAUUAAUGUUGUUGCAAAUAGAUUAUAUGUUGUUCUUAGUAAUUAAUAAUUGGAUAUCUGGAAUCUAUUAAAUAAAUAAUAAUAUACUAUAACUGAAGCAAAAGUAAGAGCUUUAGGAUUUUAUGGAAGUUGGAAGCUUUAGAAAAUUGUAGGCAAUUCUAGAUAUCAUCCAAGCAUAUUAUUCAUUAUUAAUAACGAUAAUAUAAUUAUUGCAGAUUAUCACAAAGAACUAACAAUUAUUAAGGUAUUAACCUAUAAAGAAUCUACUAUGGAUGUAGCCAUAAGUAAGGAUUCAUUCUUUGUAGUAGUUCAUACAAGUACAAAAACUUAAAUAAUUGAAUAUGAUUUUUCAAAUUAUUGUAAUGUCUUUUAAAUGAAAGAACUUCCUACUUAUAGAUACAAAGUUCAAACUUCUUUGGCAAUUGCAACUAAUCAAGAUUCUGGACUCUUAUACAUAGCAGCAAGUGAUCCAGACAAUGAGGAUUUAUCAGUUAUUUUGGUUUAUAAACCAAGAUAGCCUUUAAGAGAUUCUUUAGUAAAAGUACUAUCACCAAAGAGAUAGACAUUUUCUAUUGUUGAUACUUAAAUAGCUGCUGCUGGAUUUAAAUAGUUUAUCUUUUAUUAGAAUGAUGGAGUAAAUCAUAAUAUGGGGUGGAUUGAUAAGAUUCCCUAAUAUUAGAUUGUACCUACUUAUUAGACAAAUUAAUGGGUAAAUAAAUUCAGAUUAAAUUUAACAAUGUGGAAUCUAAAAUAUAAUCCAAGUAUAACAUUAAGUUAAGCCAUUGUUUUAUAUCAAUCUAAAACUUAAAUUAAAUUUUAGAAUGCUAAUUAAGAUGUUUUUAUUGAAAAGUGGAAAAAAUCUGAAAUUGAUAUAGAUAUGACAGGAACAAUAGUAGAUUAUUUAAUUUAAUGUUAAUAAUGUGGUUAGGGUAAAAAUAUUGAUAUAGUAUAACCAUUAAGAUUAUAUGACUAAGAAGUAGGAGAAAAUUUAAAUGUAGUUGAUUAAUUUGUACUAUAAGGCUAAACAAAUCCAGAUAUUAGAUUAGUUUUAUUAUCUAUAAAUGAUAUUUAAGCAAUUAAAGUUUAUAAUAAGGAUAAUUAAUUUGUUAAAAAUAUCAUUAUAAGUACAAAUCCUAACACUCGUUGUUAAAGAAUAUAAAUGAAUUGGAUUUAUAUUUUAGUUACUUGUGUGGUUGAUAAUUAAUACUAAAUAGCAACUAUUUAGUGUACAAGUAAUUAUACAUGUGGAGAUUAAAUUAAAUUUUCACCCUUGCAAGUAAACAUAAGUUAUAUUCCACAAUUUCAUUUAAACGAUUAUAAUCUAGCUUUUAUUAAUACUUUUCCUAUGAAUGUCAAAAGUAAUGAUACUUAACUAAAUUACUACACAAUAUCUUUUAGUAAUACAACCUAUGUAGCAACUUAUACAUUAAGCAAAUAAAUAAGUUCUGUUUAAUUAUAUAAUGAACACUUUGUUAAAGUCAUGGUACAUAAUCUUUAUAGUUAUGGUUCAUAUUCAUACUUUUUGACUUUGACUGAAGAAGGAAAGUUUAGAAUUUUUAAUAUAGGUUUAGGUUUAGUUAAGACUUUUGUUUUAUCUGAUAUAAUAAUUCAAAAUGGAGGGGAAAUAACUUAUCAAUAAUUCACUGAUUUUACUUUCAUUUCAAAUCCAACCUAUUCAAGUUAUACAGGUACUAUUGAUAUAUUGUUUACUUCUUAAUCUUUGAAUUACAAGUUUUAAUUGGUUUACGAUUCAUACAAUCAAAAUGUUAUAUCAUUUACAUAUAAUUAUGCUUUAAGUAGAUAUUUGCAUGCUUAAGUUUUGCCUGGAUUAUUUAUUGAUCGUUAGCUCUUCUAAGUAGGAAUUCCAUAUAGAUAUAAUAAUAAUAUAGUUAUAUCAAUAUAUUAGCUACCUAAUAAUUCUGUAAGUGAUUAAAGGAUAGUCUAUUCCUAAGGUGGAGUAUCUUAAUACCAUGAUUUCACUAAUCCAAAUAAAGUAGUAGCCUUUUCUCUAUAUAACAAAGUAUUUUAAAUAAAUAUACAAUUUAGGUUCUUAUGGUUGGUUUAAGUUAAAACUAUUUAGAUCAGGAGUUUAUUUUGAAAUAUUAUAAUGUUGAUUUAAGAUAUAUUUUAUAAGUUGAUGAUGUAAAUGGAAAACUUUAUGAUUAAGAAGUUGCUUUAUAGAUGUCAAAUGAUCUAUGUUCAGACUCCCUGUUAUACAAAAUUAAAAUAACUUCAAAUGAAUUUUAAGAUUAAUAGGAUGAUCUAAAUUCAAAUGAAACAAAUAAGAGAAUUCAAUGA
Molecule: messenger RNA, 4294 nt
Organism: Paramecium pentaurelia
Lineage: Eukaryota; Ciliophora; Oligohymenophorea; Peniculida; Parameciidae
Source: the annotation of a GenBank genome assembly